AUGACUUUCACCACAGUGAGGUCUGCAGACCCUGCGCUUCGAUGGAAACCGCUUUACAAAGUUCUUUCCAAACCCGGGCCAUGCAGUGAUGAAGAUUGGGUUCCUGGGCCUGAAACAAUAAGCACUCUCGAGUCAUCAAAAGUUCUAGUUAUAGGAGCAGGAGGUCUAGGAUGCGAGAUUUUGAAGAAUCUUGCACUUUCGGGCUUUAAAGACAUCCAUGUUAUCGACAUGGACACGAUUGACAUUUCGAACCUGAAUCGCCAGUUUCUAUUCCGUCAAUCUGAUAUCGGAAAGCCCAAAGCAGAGGUUGCUGCAGCUUUUGUCGAAAGACGAGUAAAAGGCGUUAAGAUCACUCCAUACGUGGGCAAGAUUCAGGAUAAAGACGAAGACUACUACAUGCAGUUCAAGAUCAUUGUCUGUGGCCUAGACAGCAUUGAAGCUCGCAGAUGGAUCAACUCGACUCUCAUUGGGAUGCUUGAUCCCGAAGAUCCCGAAAGUCUGAAGCCGCUGAUUGACGGUGGAACAGAAGGUUUCAAGGGUCAAGCUCGUGUUAUUCUGCCAACACUAUCUUCAUGUAUAGAGUGCCAGCUUGAUAUGCACGCCCCUAGACCUGCUGUCCCCCUUUGUACCAUUGCAACCAUUCCUCGACAGCCUCAACAUUGUAUUGAAUGGGCGCACCAAAUUGCCUGGCAGGAGAAGCGAAAGGAUGACACCUUUGAUAGCGAUGACAUGGAACAUAUCAACUGGGUCUAUCAAGCUGCACUAGAGCGAUCGAGCCAGUUCCACAUCCAUGGAGUGACUUUCCAGAUGACGCAGGGCGUGGUUAAGAAUAUCAUUCCGGCAAUUGCUUCGACCAAUGCUGUCAUUGCGGCCUCGACUACUUCGGAAGCAUUGAAGAUCGCCACGUCGUGCAACCCUUACUUGGAGAAUUACAUGAUGUACGCUGGUGAAGAGGGUGUUUACACUUAUACAUUUGAGGCUGAGAAGAAGCCCGAUUGCCCCGUGUGUGGAAACCUCGCACGUAAAAUGACUGUUGAUCCCGAUAUGACGCUGGAAGCAUAUAUUGAGAGUCUAGGAGAGCGAGCCGAAUCGCAGCUGAAAAAGCCCAGCAUGCGAACAGAGGAGAAAACACUGUACCAGCGUUUCCCGCCUCAAUUGGAGGAGCACACGCGGCCUAAUCUGAAACUCAAGCUCAGGGAUCUGGUGGAAGACGGACAGGAAAUCGCAGUCAGUGACCCUGCGUAUACGAUUGAUUUCCGCUUCCGAUUGGCGUUCAAAUGA
This is a messenger RNA of Aspergillus wentii DTO 134E9, 1281 nucleotides long. RefSeq names its product NEDD8-activating protein UBA3. Gene Ontology annotation, molecular function: NEDD8 activating enzyme activity. Lineage: Eukaryota; Fungi; Ascomycota; Eurotiomycetes; Eurotiales; Aspergillaceae. The record is from RefSeq and is a predicted model, not a curated record. The transcript has 6 exons. Gene Ontology annotation, biological process: protein neddylation. The coding region runs from base 1 to 1281 and encodes 426 amino acids. Gene Ontology annotation, cellular component: cytoplasm; nucleus.